This is a messenger RNA of Oncorhynchus masou masou (cherry salmon), 1828 nucleotides long. Its product is annotated as cytosolic Fe-S cluster assembly factor nubp1-like. The transcript has 11 exons. Gene Ontology annotation, cellular component: cytosol. Lineage: Eukaryota; Metazoa; Chordata; Actinopteri; Salmoniformes; Salmonidae. The record is from RefSeq and is a predicted model, not a curated record. Gene Ontology annotation, molecular function: ATP hydrolysis activity; ATP binding; 4 iron, 4 sulfur cluster binding. Gene Ontology annotation, biological process: iron-sulfur cluster assembly. Bases 43 to 1011 code for a protein of 322 amino acids.
GUGAUUUCAGUCCGGACGAAUAUCCACAGCGCCCCAAUAAACAUGGCUGACAUUCCAAGUGAUGCGCCACAGCACUGCCCGGGUACGGCCAGUGAGCAGGCAGGGAAGACGUCAGCAUGUCAGGGUUGUCCCAACCAGAACCUCUGUUCCUCUGGAGCCACUAAAGCACCAGACCCAGCCAUAGAGGAGAUAGCAGAGAAGAUGUUAACAGUGAAACAUAAGAUCUUGGUCCUGUCAGGGAAAGGAGGAGUAGGGAAGAGCACCUUCAGCGCACAUCUGGCCCACGCCCUGGCUAGUGACGCCACUAAAGAGGUUGCUCUCCUAGAUGUGGACAUCUGUGGUCCGUCCAUCCCCAGGAUCAUGGGUCUGGAGGGAGAGCAGGUCCAUCAGAGUGGUUCUGGCUGGUCUCCUGUGUAUGUAGAGGAUAACCUUGCGGUCAUGUCUAUUGGCUUCCUACUCAGCAGUCCUGAUGAUGCUGUUAUCUGGAGAGGACCCAAGAAGAACGGGAUGAUCAAACAGUUCCUGCGAGAUGUCGAUUGGGGGGAACUGGAUUACCUCAUCGUGGACACGCCCCCCGGCACCUCUGACGAACACCUGUCUAUCGUCCAGUACCUUAGCUCCGCCCACAUCGACGGAGCCGUCAUCAUCACCACCCCGCAGGAGGUGUCUCUUCAGGACGUCAGGAAGGAGAUCAGGUUCUGUCAGAAGGUCCAGCUGCCCAUCAUAGGAGUGGUGGAGAACAUGAGUGGGUUUGUCUGUCCCAAAUGCAAGAACACGUCUCAGAUCUUCCCCCCCACCACGGGAGGAGCAGAGAGGAUGUGUGAAGAGAUGAACCUUACUCUGCUAGGACGAGUCCCACUGGACCCCAGGAUAGGUAAGAGUUGUGAUGAAGGGAAGUCUUUCCUGAAUGAAGUCCCAGACUCCCCUGCUGCUGCUGCUUACCACUCGAUAGUACAGAGUAUCCAGGCCUACUGCUUGUCCCAUGUGACACGGGAGGAGAGUGCUGGCUAGAAGCCAGUCUGGAGGCCGCCAUGUUGCUCUGGAUGCCAGGGACGAAUCACAUGUCGAGGGUCCCUGCUGUCUGAUGAAUGAAUAAAUCACAUGUCGAGGGUCCCUACUGUCUGAUGAAUGAAUAAAUCACAUGUUGAGGGUCCCUAUUGUCUGAUGAAUGAAUAAAUCACAUGUCGAGGGUCCCUACUGUCUGAUGAAUGAAUAAAUCACAUGUCGAGGGUCCCUACUGUCUGAUGAAUGAAUAAAUCACAUGUCGAGGGCCCCUACUGUCUGAUGAAUGAAUAAAUCACAUGUCGAGGGUCCCUACUGUCUGAUGAAUGAAUAAAUCACAUGUCGAGGGUCCCUACUGUCUGAUGAAUGAAUAAAUCACAUGUCGAGGGUCCCUACUGUCUGAUGAAUGAAUAAAUCACAUGUCGAGGGCCCCUACUGUCUGAUGAACGAAUAAAUCACGCUCUGGUUUAGGAACUGAUGUAGGAUCAAGACCCCCAUUCACAAUGUGUACUGUUACUGAGACUGUGAAUAUGGGACCUGAUCCUAAAUCCAGUUCUGUUACUCUGAGACUGUUUGUGAAUAUGGGACUUGAUCCUAGAUCCAGUUCUGUUACUCUGAGACUGUUUGCCAGUAUCUGUACAGCUCUUUAGUAUCACAACUCUUGACUUUAUUUUUUAUUUUUUUAAUUGGUCGUUCACCUGAAAUGAUAUUUUGGUUUCCUUACCCUGUAAGCAGUCUUGGGACAUAGUAAGACGGUAAUCCAUGCUUUAUGCCUGUUUUACCUGGACACUGUCUCCAAAUAAUAAAUGUUGUUGUCCAAAACCUG